ACUGUGGUGUCGAUUAAAUGGACCACUACCAUUAGCCAAACGAAGGGCCCUUACGAUUUCCGGUUGCCUGUCGGCAGGAUAGGUUAUCAUCAGUAAAGAUAAAAAAAGAUUCCUGAAAUGAGAAACUCUGAAACGUCAAGCCACUUGUUGAGAAUUGAAAGUCAUUUACUAAAAAAUGAGAGAGAAAUAGGACAACUAAAGGAAGAAGUAAAUGAUAUUCAAUCUAGGUCGCAUGACAUCCUUAACAACUUGAGUAAGCUUUCAUCUUGCGACAGUCAUGAUGCCGUUAAAAAUCUUGAAGAUCAGAUAGAUACACUCAAAGAGGAACUAAAGUAUGAAAAUAUUCUUCGCUCGAAAAUUGAAGAGGAAUUGCAAUCUUCUUUAAAUGAACUAAGGUUUUACCGGACAUCCACUGCAGAUGAUAUUGCACACCAAGAAAAAAAUGAGCUAGAGUCGCAAUAUGAAAAUUUUAUCACCGAUUUUGUGAGUGAAUUAAGGGCGCAAAUACAUUCCUGCUUGUUAUCAUCUUCUGAUGGUCAAAAAAUUAUAACAGAAAGCAGGCCUGAUAAAUAUAAAUGCGAUUUACAAGUUAUUGGUUCUAGCAGUUUACAAGAAAUAAUGAAUGAAUUUAAGACUGAAAUAGCUGAAAUUUGUACGCGUGGAGAAAAUGCUGUCAAAUCACUCACCGAAUUGGAGCAUAAACAUGCCAUACUUCAGCAACAGUAUAACGGAUCACACCAGUUAAUUGAAGAUGCAUUACAUAAGGUGGCUGAAUUAAUAUCCUUCGGUGAAAAAUUAACCAAGGAGCGUGAUGAAGCUAUAGAAUGUAAAGAAGUCGCUGAAAGUGAACUUGAACAGUUAAGACUUGUGAUUGACAAAUUAAUUGAAGAUUCUGGUCAGCGUACACGUGAAGAGGUUGAUAAAGUACGAGUUAAAGCAAAUGAGAAUAUUGAAAAGUUAUUGCAUGAAUUGCAUCAUAUGGAAAAAGAACGUUGUCAGUUAGCUGUUGAGUUGGAGUGUUUAAAAUCAAAUAGUGUUAAUAAUCCUACCGAUGGUAUAAGUAGUCGAGAAUCAAAACUAGGUGACUCUCAAUUAGAUUCUGCUAGGAGACGUGCUAUUCAAGCUGAGAAAUUAUGUGACGAAUUAAAAUUACAAUUGGAAACAGAACGCAACUGUAAAGAACGACUGAUUGCAUCUAAACAAGCUGAAAUUGAACAACUGAAUCAAAAGAUUAAAUCACUUGAGGAACGCUUAGAACAUGCUGAAACACAAUUUAAACAAAAUGAAAACCAUUAUUUCAAACAAAAUAAAGCUUUAUUGGAUUCAGAAAUUCAACUCAAUACCUUGAAACGACAACUUGAAUCUGUACAAAAAAGUGUUCAACAUCAAAUUGAAUUAGCUAAACAAUCGAUGAAAGUAAAAGAAACUGAACUAAACUUGAAAAUUGAAACACUUGAAAAAGUUAAUCAAAUCAGUGAUGAAAAAUGGCGCAAUUUAUUAGAUAAACAGCAAAAAUUAUCAUUGCAGUGGCGAAAAGAAGCACAGGAGUUGGCUAAUCAACUUGAAGAGCAAUGUAGUGCAUUUAAAGCACAAAUAGAAAGAAAUCAUCAACGAUAA
Molecule: messenger RNA, 1617 nt
Organism: Trichobilharzia szidati
Lineage: Eukaryota; Metazoa; Platyhelminthes; Trematoda; Strigeidida; Schistosomatidae
Source: the annotation of a GenBank genome assembly